Molecule: messenger RNA, 153 nt
Organism: Dentiscutata heterogama
Lineage: Eukaryota; Fungi; Glomeromycota; Glomeromycetes; Diversisporales; Gigasporaceae
Source: the annotation of a GenBank genome assembly
AAGCUUUCAAAAGCUAUUUCACUAUUAUCAUCACCUCCAUCACCAACAGUACAAUUAUUACUACCUCAAAUAUUACUUUCAUAUUUACAAACACAGUUGCCAUUAGUUUUGCUGCCAUCGCAAAUGCAAGCUCCAUUAAUUUUACCAUCUCAA